Messenger RNA from Caretta caretta (loggerhead turtle), 5192 nucleotides. RefSeq names its product solute carrier family 16 member 1 (gene SLC16A1). Gene Ontology annotation, molecular function: lactate:proton symporter activity. Gene Ontology annotation, cellular component: basolateral plasma membrane. The record is from RefSeq and is a predicted model, not a curated record. NCBI's taxonomy places the organism in Eukaryota, Metazoa, Chordata, Testudines, Cheloniidae. Gene Ontology annotation, biological process: plasma membrane lactate transport.
AGCUGGCCCCGCCCAGCUGCGCUCCCUGCGCGCGGGCGCCCGGCCGGGACCUUAAAGAGCCGGGGGGCGGGCGCGAGCCGGCUGGGAGCGGAUCGGCCGGCGGGGACCGUGUGCACAGACCUUGACUAUACUUUGACCAAAAAAUUUGGAUCUUGACAGAAAAUAAUUGACUGCCCCAGCUUAAAAGUGACUUAACGCAAGUUUUAAAACUUCCGACUUCUGUUGGUUACACGGAGGAGCUGAGUCCGUCUCCCUGGUCUAUGAGAAUCUUCUGAAUCCGCAUCACAAGAUCUUUGAAACCCAGCUUAAUCACCACCAACUUCACUCAAGAUGCCGCCAGCAAUUGGAGGCCCUCAGGGAUACACCCCACCAGAAGGAGGAUGGGGAUGGGCUGUGGUCAUCGGAGCCUUCAUCUCCAUUGGCUUCUCCUAUGCAUUUCCCAAAUCCAUUACUGUGUUUUUCAAAGAGAUUGAGGUCAUCUUCGAUGCAUCUAGCAGCAAAGUCUCCUGGAUCUCCUCCAUCAUGCUGGCUGUUAUGUACGCAGGAGGUCCCAUCAGCAGCAUCCUGGUGAACAAGUAUGGCAGUCGGCCAGUAAUGAUUGCUGGGGGCUGUCUGUCCGGGUGUGGCUUGAUUGCAGCCUCUUUCUGUAACACUGUGGAAGAGCUCUACUUCUGUGUUGGGGUUGUGGGAGGUCUUGGGCUUGCAUUUAACUUGAACCCAGCCUUGACCAUGAUUGGCAAGUACUUCUAUAAGAAACGUCCAUUGGCCAAUGGAUUAGCUAUGGCAGGUAGCCCUGUAUUCUUGUCUACACUGGCCCCCCUGAACCAGUUUUUCUUCAGUAUAUUUGGCUGGAGGGGGAGUUUUUUAAUUCUUGGUGGCCUUUUGCUGAACUGCUGUGUAGCCGGAUCUCUGAUGCGACCUAUAGGCCCCAAGCCAGAUCAGCUGAAGAAAGAGGUCUCAAAAGAAGUAUUGCAGGAAGCUGGGAAGUCCACUGUGAAAGCGGAUGAAGGAGCUGGCGAUGCCAGUAUGGACCUUAUUGCUGGAAAGACGAAGAAGCAGAAGCUCACAGUUUACCAGACUAUUAACAAGUUCUUGGAUUUGUCCCUGUUUACACACAGAGGCUUCUUGCUCUAUCUGUCCGGCAAUGUGAUUAUGUUCUUUGGACUGUUUACUCCCUUAGUCUUCCUCAGCAAUUAUGGCAAGAGUAAAGAGUUUGGUAAUGAGUCGUCUGCCUUUCUGCUCUCCAUUCUGGCCUUUGUAGACAUGGUGGCUAGGCCUUCCAUGGGACUGGUGGCAAACACGAAGUGGGUUAGACCGAGGAUCCAAUAUUUCUUUGCUGUCUCUGUGGUGUAUAAUGGAGCGUGCCACCUCCUGGCACCCUUCUCCACCACCUAUGCUGGGUUUUGCGUCUAUGCUGGGUUCUUUGGAUUUGCCUUUGGCUGGCUCAGCUCUGUCUUGUUUGAAACAUUGAUGGAUUUGGUUGGGGCUCAGAGGUUCUCCAGCGCUGUCGGGUUGGUGACUAUUGUGGAAUGCUGCCCUGUGCUCCUGGGACCACCUCUCCUAGGUAAACUCAAUGACAUGUACGGUGACUACAAAUACACAUACUGGUCCUGUGGAAUCAUUUUGAUCGUCUCUGGGAUCUACCUGUUUGUGGGAAUGGGCAUCAACUACCGGCUGCUGGAGAAAGAACAAAAGGCAGAGGACAAGCUGAGAAACAAAGGGAGAGAGGAGGAAACCAAUAUUGAUGAGGCCGAGAAACAAAAAGAGGCUGAGAAACAAAAAGAGGCAAACAAUGAUGUGGCUAAUGUGCCGCAGAAAAACACAGAAGAUGGCAUAAAAGAGGAGGAGAGUCGUAUGUGAGGGACUGAUUUUAAUCCUGGAGGAUUGGAGGAAGUGCUGUUCCUCUAAAAUAGUGUCUGGGGAAAAUGCUGUGCUGGUAGUGAGCAGUCAUCAGAAGUGUAUAAACCAAGUGUUCAUUUUUAAACAAAGCUCUCAGUUGUUUUUCCAUCUGGAUUCAACAGAGGUAACAGCUAAAUGUGCCAUAUCCUCUUACGUGGGUGGGAAACUUUUUUAUAUUCUGGCUUUUUUAACAGUAACAUGAAUGUACUAAUAGGUGCCUUAAAGUUUCCACCUCUAGACUACUCUGGAAGAGCCUUAAUACCACUCUGUAAACCAUGUUUUAGUUAAGUUUUUUGUGAUCUGUUUAGGGUAUGUCUUUUUUUAAAGCCACAAAAAAGGCUACUGGAUAUUUUGAGGCUCAACUGGCUUCAAUGGUGAGUCUAAAAUGAAUACUGCUUCACAUACUUCUUAACUGCCAGAUUCUUAGUGGAAGUUGGGAUAUUUUUGAGGUGGGUUAGUGGGAGGGGUGGUCUUAAAAUAUGACAAAGUCCAAACUCCUUUGGAUGACAGACACAACCUGGCUCUAUUUGUAGGCUUUUCUAGCACCUCUUGAAAACAUUUUUAGCUACUGUAGUUUUUUAAACCUCCCCCCUUUAGUUAAAUUUUCAUGGAACACUUGGGUUGGAAUUGAUGACUGAAAUUAGUGGAAGGCUUUUUUUAAAUAACUAUCUUCACUCCACUCCUUUUGGGGUGGAUCCUCAUUUUAUUGUGAUCAUCCCAUUUUCAUAAAGAACACUUGCUGAUACAGGAAGGAUUCAGGGUUAGAUCAUCCCACUUUUCCUAGGCAAAGAAAUUUCCAAACUCUCUUUGUGAUGCCUCUCUUCAAAGUAACACUAUGAAACCAAAUGGGUACAAAUGCAGAAAGUUGAGUUGUUUAGUUAGGAACCUGCUUUAGUCAGAACUAAAGGAAUUGAUGCUGGUACAUAUCGGGUCUGUGCAUCCAUCUUUCCCAUCCUAUUACUGAGUUUGGCUUUGGAACUGGAAGUCUUCCACUGCUGCUUCAUUUAGGAAAUCAGCAUCUCUACCAGUGUUGGCCAGUACUAUGUCCCUUCCUCUUCCCUAGCCCUGACCCUGAGCUUCCUAAGAGGUGGCUUCUCUGUCCUGAAGCUUCCUUUAGAUUGUGCACCCCUCCAGGAAAAUAGAGUAUUCUACUCUUCAUGGAGCUCUGUUCCAAACAAGAUGUUGCAAAGGCUUGCUGGUUUUCUAGGGUGGAUGCAACUCACUUCAGUGGGAGUGGAGUUGGCUUUUAGCAAGAGGGUAUCAGUUGUGUUACAUAUUCUCGGAGUCUGUCCUGUGUUCAGAGCAUGACUGGCUCCCUUACUGGUAUGGAUGUGGUCUUGAGUACGUGGCAUAUUGUCCUGUGCUCUGAGGCCUAUUAUUUUGCACACUAAAUGGGGCCAGAUACAGUCAAAUACUCUCAUAUGCCCAUGAGGUAAAAUAGCUAAAGCUGCGUAACUGCCCCCUCAAAAAACUCUACUUGCUCCUGUUUAAGUGAGAAUUUAAAGCAAUUUCUAACUGCUCAGAUCAAAGACCCUUAAAGUGGGAAGGGGAGGAUAUCUUCUGUUUGUACAUAUUUAUUUUUUUAGCACUGGUAAAUAUCACAACUUGCGUGAAGAGGGUUAAGCAGAUGGCCUGUGACCCGUAGGCUCCUGGUGCUUGUGUUUUAGUGAAUGUUAAACAGAUAUCCUGUAAGAGGCAUAGGUUUUUGUUUUUUUUCUCUAAUAAACUUUUGUAUAAUUCACCCAUCAAAUGUUGUUUUUUUUCUUUUCCUAGUCAAAUAUUUUAGUAUGUUUCAUAGCCACAUUCUAGAGAUGUACCAGUUGGUGUGUAUUUGGUAGGUUUUUAAGGGGAGAAGCAUGUGGGAUGUUUGAAGUUACAGAUUCUUCAGGUUGGCCUGUAAGAGGUGGUGAUGUAAUGCAGUUCACCUAAUCCAUGAGCACUUUCACAGAGAAGCAUGUUGGGGAUCAUCUGAGCUGCAUUUCUUGUGAGAUUAAGUCAAAGCAGAACAAAAACAAAGACUUGUAGUUCUCUGUGUGUCUGGAGAGUACAACACACUCUGAUGCAAAUUCAGUUUACAAUUGAGAUCCAGAAAGCUCAUUGGAAAGUAAAAACACUAAAGGAAGUGUUCCAUUCCAGAUACUGACUCUGUAGCUCCACUGAGGGCUGAGUGUGUUCACACACCUUAAAAAAAAAAUAAAAUUAAAAGUAUUAAGAAGUCUCCUCAACUGCAGAAAGAGGUUUUUUCUAUGUGGGUAGCUUGUAGCCCCAGAUGGUCAGGGACUCCGCACACAGUGAUGCCACUGCCUUACUUGGUUUUAGAGAGGAGUUUUUAGGGCUUGUCUACACUUACCAGUGCGCGGCCAUCAAUGCAUCAGCAGUUGAUUUAGCAGGUCUUGUGAAGACCUGCUAAAUUGACCGCAGAUCACUCUCCCAUCAACUCCUGUACUCCACCAGAUCGAGAAGAGUGGGGUCGACAUAGUGCAGUGUGGACUCCGUGGUGAGUAGAUCUAAGCUAUGUUGACUUGAGUUACGCUAUUCACGUAACUCAAAUUGCGUAGCUUAGAUCAACUUUUCCCUGUAGUGUAGACAAGUCCUUAGAAGCCGUUCAUACUGUCUUGGCUUGUUAAAAUAUAUAACUUAAGUUUUAAGAAAAAGCCUAAAUAUAAAUUUCUUAACAAAAAACCUAAAUGUUAAAUCAGACAGCUGAAGGAUAGGGUUUUUUUUAUGAAACUAAACCUCAUCUGGUUCCAUAGUUCUAUUAGCGUUUCCUCUCUCCAUUGUCCUAGGUUUACCUGGUCAAUUUCCAUAUUGAAGAAAGAAACUUUAAGCUAUAACUUUGCUGAAGAACUGAGUUUGCACAACAUAAGAUGCCAGACAAACAGUAGUGAUGGUAGUUCAUACAGAUCUAGGGCUAGUAGGAAUAAAGUUGAAACUAUUUUUUUUUGAGACUUUACAUAUGUACAACAUACAGCAGGUGGCCUUUGCUCUGUCACUUGGCGCCCCAGACAGUAUUACAUAAUGAACUGUGAAGUCCUCUGCCCUGUUUCCUUGGCUGCUGACUUAGUGAGUUGUUUUUGUUUGUUGUUUAAUUUCAGUCUAUUCUAAACCUACAAAAGGAACAGGUCAGGGUGUUUUCAUACUCUAGAAUAACGUUAUAAACCCAAUAGAGUAUUUUGUAUAAACAGAUUUUCUUGUACUGUACUGAGCUGUGACCUUGUAAAACCAAGAUAUUGUAUGUUUAUAAAUUUCUUAUGUCUGUCAUAGUUCACAUUGCAAUAAACUAACCUUAAAGA